This is a messenger RNA of Lingula anatina, 3033 nucleotides long. Its product is annotated as galactocerebrosidase. The record is from RefSeq and is a predicted model, not a curated record. Gene Ontology annotation, biological process: galactosylceramide catabolic process. NCBI's taxonomy places the organism in Eukaryota, Metazoa, Brachiopoda, Lingulata, Lingulida, Lingulidae. Gene Ontology annotation, molecular function: galactosylceramidase activity. Gene Ontology annotation, cellular component: lysosome.
UGAAACCGAUGGAAAUGGGGCAUGCAUAUAAUUUCUUUGUUUUAUUGGCUUUCCCAGGGCUUAUUCUAAGUAGAGCACAAUGUGCUCUUCAAAAAGUCAACGUAGACGACUCGUAUGGAGUGGGAAGAAAUUUUGAUGGUAUCGGGGCAAUAAGUGGAGGAGGACCUCGGAAUUGUUGGGCAGUUGAUGGUGGAAUGCCAAAUGACCACCAGAAAAUUACUGUAGAUGAUUCAUAUGAACUUGGGAGGUAUUUUGAUGGGAUUGGGGGAUUAAGUGCAGGUGCUACAUCAAAGCUUUUGGUUAAUUAUCCAGAGGCUCAGAGAAACCAGGUGCUAGAUUUUUUAUUUAAGCCCAAUUUUGGCGCUUCCCUUCAAAUAUUAAAAGUAGAAAUUGGAGGUGAUUCACAAAGUACAGAUGGUGUGGAGUCAUCUCACAUGCACACAGAAGAAGAUGUCAGCUUCCAGAGAGGAUAUGAAUGGUGGAUGAUGAAGGAGGCUAAGAAGAGAAAUCCCAACAUAAAGCUAUAUGGUCUUCCCUGGGUGUUCCCUGGCUGGUUAGGAAAUGGAACAUUCAAUCCAUAUGCUAUGAGAGAGAAACUUGUGUACUAUAUAACUUCCUGGAUCAAGGGAGCAGCAAAAGUGCACAAUUUGCAGAUUGAUUAUAUUGGGAUUUGGAAUGAAAGAAGCUAUGAUAUAGACUACAUCAAGAUGCUACGAAUGUCUCUGGACAAUCAAGGAUUUAGUCAUACUCAGAUUGUGGCUGCUGAUGGUGGUUGGGGAAUAGCGUCUGAUGUCUUGAAAGAUCCUGAUUUGGCAAACGCAGUCUGUAUUUUGGGAGCUCACUAUCCUGGUAGUAUGGCUACGGCAGAUGCUCAAAAGACUGGGAAAAAACUGUGGGCUUCAGAGGAAUACAGUGCCUUCAAUAACCUGGCUGGUGGAGGCUGCUGGGCCAGGGUCCUAAAUGAAGGCUAUGUGAAUGGAAAUCUAACCAGUGCCAUUGCAUGGAACCUGAUCUCCAGUUACAGUGCUGCUUUGCCCUACAGUGGAUCUGGUCUGAUGACAGCCAACCAGCCCUGGUCAGGAUAUUAUGUAGUCAAUACUCCUAUUUGGAUGAGUGCUCAUUACACUCAGUUCACAGAAAUUGGCUGGAGCUAUCUUGACCAUGGUCAUGGCUCUGGUCAUCUGGACAGCAAUGGCAGUUAUAUUGCACUGACCAGUCCAGACAGGUCUCAGCUGACCAUUGUGAUAGAGAAUAUGGAUCCCCAUGAUGCCCCAUGUUUUUAUCCUAUGCCUAAGUACACAGUGGCACCACAAACUGUUACUUUCACACUGAAAGGCUCAUUUUCUAAAAUACAGGAGUUGGAAGUCUGGUUUUCAUUUUUCAACUUUACUCAGGGAGGACACAGUGACAUUUUUAUUUAUCAGGGACCAUUGAAGAUUGUGAAUGGCAGUUUCAGCUUAACUGUCAUGCCAAAUGUUGUGAUCACAUUAACCACAGUGAAGAGUGGAAGGAAGGGACAGUACCCCACUCCUCCCCCACCUGCUCCUUUUCCUUUGCCAUAUAAAGAUACAUUCCAAGACUAUGCAGAAUUCAGUGAGCCUUAUAAUCUAGCACCACAAGCUGGCUCCUUUGAGAUCAGGUCUUCCUCUGAACCUGGAAUUCCUAAGGUGCUACGUCAGGUGGUACCUCAGCCUCCUAUAGACACCUGUUUGCCCAAGAGAAUGCCCAGGCCCAUUGCUGUGAUAGGAAACCACUCUUGGGCAGAUGUCAGAGUAGAAAUCAUGUGUAGAGUGCCAGCAAGUAAUGGUAGCUCAGGGUUAUUUAUAGCAAGCCGUGUCAGCAGUGGGGGAUGCAGUGCCAUGUACUCUAAUGGCCUGUACUUCUGGUUGCUACUGGAGGAAAGGAAAUUUUUGCUUUCUUCAGAUUAUGCCCAAAAAGUUGUUUAUGCAAACGGAACUCUUCCAAAUAGCAUUGAUUUUAAUACUUGGACAUCUAUGUCUCUUUUUGCCCAGGGAAAGAAGGUGAGGGGCAUGUUAAACAGCAAAGAUGUGUUCAACCUUGAGCUAAAGACUGUUGUCUCAGCCUACGGGUUUGUUGCCAUAGGAACCAAUGAUUUUGGAAUGGCUGAUUUUAUCAACAUGUUCAUUGACAAAACAUGAUGAUUCAGAAGGAAAGGUUAAAUUAUUUCAUAAUGGAUUUUAUCAACAUGUUCAUUGACAAAACAUGAUUCAGAAGGAAAGGUUAAAUUAUUUCAGAGUGGACAACAUAACUAUAAUUUUGCACAUCAAGUAGGUCCUAGCUAUAUGUAACAUCAGCUGUAUUUGUUUUAGAUAAAUACAGAGUUUGAUGAUGUUCAGUAAAAGAUCUUUUAUUGCUAAUUUAAUUUUCCAGCUAUAAAAUAUUUAGCAAUAUUUAUCAAAGAUAAAGUCACAGAAAAUCUUGCACAUCAAUCAUGUCCUAGCAAUUUCAAUAUAUCAGCUGUAUUUGUUCUGAAAUAAAAACAGAUUUCCAUAAUGACAUUUAAUGGAUCUUUUUUUAUUGUUAAUUGAAUUUUACAGCUGGAAAAACGUUUAACAUAAACAUAAAAUCACAAAAUCUUGCACAUCAAUCAUGUCCUAUCACUUUCUAAUAUAUCAGCUGUACAUUACUUAACAAACAAAAUCACAUAAAAUCUUGCACAUUAAUCAUGUCCUAGCAAUUUCAAUAUAUCAGCUGUAUUUCUUCUAAAAUAAAAACAGAUUUCCAUAAUGACAUUCAAUGGAUCUUUUGUAUUGCUAAUGGCAAAAAAAAAUUGUCAGUCCAGUCAAUAUGUAAAUUACAUGUAUCUGUGAUUUCUUGAUGUCCCGAUUGUGAAAAAAGUUAAAUCCAGUUAUAUCCACAUAUAUUAUAUUAUUACCACACAACAAAAUAGUGAAUAGUCCUGUAUGCACUGUAUUAUGACAUCUUUAUAUAUAUUCUUUAUUGUUAGAAAAUUCAUAUUUACUAAAACAUAUGAAGCUAAAAACCAUAAUCAAGCCACUGCAGUAUUGCAAA